CACGGAUGAUUUCAUUAAGUCAGAGUCUGUCAUGAGUUCUGCUAGCGCCAUUCUGAAGCGCGCGGUUAAACUCGUACCAGCAUAUGGUUUUACCCGGGAAGCACUGGCCCUAUCCGCAACAGCCGAUUCUUUGAGUGAUGGAAAAACUCGCCUGAGCGACUCCGCUGUCUCGGCGCUUUUUGGACCCGGGGAUAAAGCAACAAAGGCUCUUGUGAUAGCCUGGAUGGAAGAAGGAUGCGAAGACAUGAAAUUGGCAGCUUCGGGCACCGGUGGUGUGCUUGGUAUGGAGGAUGUGCUAUCAAGGAGGCUCCGCUGGAAUGAGAACGUCUUGCCCCACUUGACGGACGCUUUCGCAGUAAUGAUAUCCUCAUCUACACCCUUUGUCCCGGUCCUCAACUUCCGUCCUGCCUUUGAGCAUGCGUUUGCGAUCGCAAAUGAGGCUUGUUACAUCGCCCAACCACCACCCAAUAUUCCAUCGGGAUGGUACACACACCGUGCGGUCAUCGCUGCCAUAUAUGCUGCAACAGAGUUACACCAGCUGACAUCACCCCAAUCGGCACACUCGUUCCUGCAAUCUCUGUUGUUCACAUCUCAGCAAUUAGGUGAAGUGGUGAGUGAGAUGGAGCCAUAUGGCGGGUUCAUCAUAAAAGGGUGGGCAGAGAUGCUGAAAGGAUAGGGGUUCAUUGAAUUAAGAAGCUCCACUGUUGUGUUUACAUUAGCAAGGAGAACGGAACAUCAGCAAACUCCCGAAGUUGAUAAAAG
Messenger RNA from Cantharellus anzutake, 762 nucleotides. RefSeq lists its product as uncharacterized. The coding region runs from base 32 to 676 and encodes 214 amino acids. The record is from RefSeq and is a predicted model, not a curated record. NCBI's taxonomy places the organism in Eukaryota, Fungi, Basidiomycota, Agaricomycetes, Cantharellales, Hydnaceae. The transcript is spliced from 4 exons.